Bacidia gigantensis is the source of this 2250-nucleotide messenger RNA. RefSeq lists its product as uncharacterized. Bases 1 to 2250 code for a protein of 749 amino acids. The record is from RefSeq and is a predicted model, not a curated record. Gene Ontology annotation, cellular component: cytosol. Gene Ontology annotation, biological process: fructose metabolic process; fructose 2,6-bisphosphate metabolic process. The transcript is spliced from 3 exons. Gene Ontology annotation, molecular function: ATP binding; 6-phosphofructo-2-kinase activity. NCBI's taxonomy places the organism in Eukaryota, Fungi, Ascomycota, Lecanoromycetes, Lecanorales, Ramalinaceae.
AUGCCACUGCUAUCCAAUGGCCAAUAUCGCGCCCAUGACCUCCAUCAGAAUAUCGGAGAUCUAAGCGACAAUACAGGGAAGAAGCCUGCAAGCUCACAUCGACACAGCCAGCAUUCAGGCAUGGCAAAGACGGCAAUCAUGAGCCAUUUCUCGACAUCAAGCACAGAAAGCAUUCGUACAUCAGACGCCGAAAGAGCAAAGGCUCAACAGUCUCACGGGAGUGGUCCUAAUGAGGGCCUGCUGACAAGUCCUUCCAAUGGUGCGAAAAAGGCUGGUGUCGUGGAUGGAAAGGCCUUGAGCGACACCCCUUGUAGCACACCAGCCACUACAACGCCGAACAGCCCGAUAAUCCCGCCGAUACGCCGCGAUUCAGGAUCUCCUCGAUUGCGCCCUCGGGCCGCUACUACACUUGACAUACCAGGCCUUACAAAAUCCAAAGUUUCGCCGGACGGAAAAAUCUCGCAAAGAGAUGUAGGCUCGAAGCUUGUGAUUGUCAUGGUGGGUUUACCUGCUCGUGGUAAAAGCUACAUCACCAAGAAGCUCGCGCGCUAUCUGAAUUGGUUACAGCACGACACAAGAAUCUUCAACGUGGGCGAAAGGCGGCGUGGCGUGGCUGGUCCAUCGGUGACGAGGUCAAAGACGGAUCGUCAUUAUCAGACCAUUACGUUGAGAGAGAUCAGUAUGGUGACAGCUUCGUUGAACGGCCUUCUUCGUGAACAGAAUCUCACCACGCCACCAACCUCACCCUCCACUCGGAUCCUGAUCAACGGAGAUAUGCCCCCUGAAACGCCACCUCUCGAGAGAUUGCCCCCAGCCGCACUUGAAAUGUCGGAAAGUAAGGCUAACACCGAGGCGGACCAUCUUGAAUGUCCUGAUGAGGAAGCAAGAGCUGAUGCUGGAGAUCCGUCACCUGGUCAAUCCUUGGAACAGACGGCCAGCUUUUUCGACCCAAGCAAUGAGAAAGCUGCCAGUAUUCGGGAGCAGGUUGCAAUGGAGACUCUUGACGAAAUGUUGGACUACAUCCUGGAUCGAGGAGGAUCUGUAGGAAUCUUUGAUGCCACGAACAGCACUCCCAAACGUCGCAAAGCCAUCAUGGACAGGGUUCGGGCAAGAGCCGGGCCCGAUUUGGGCAUUCUCUUCCUUGAGUCAUUGUGUAUUGAUGAGACACUCCUGGAAUCUAAUAUGCGUUUGAAGCUUUCUGGUCCUGACUACAAGGAGCAAGAUCCAGUCCUGGCCUUGGAAGACUUUAAAAAGCGUGUAUCGAUGUAUCGAAAGACCUACGUAUCACUUGGAAAUUAUGAGGAGGAGAACAACAUGCAAUAUAUUCAGAUGAUCGACGUGGGUCGGAAAAUCAUAUCUCAUCAGAUACGAGGAUUUCUGAGUGCACAAACCAAUUAUUUUCUAUUGAAUUUCAAUUUGGCGCCUAGACAGAUCUGGAUUACAAGGCACGGUGAAUCUAGAGACAACAUCAUGGGAAAGAUUGGGGGCGACUCCGACCUCACUGAAGGAGGUCAUGCAUAUGCAAAGACCCUGACGGCCUUUGUCAAGGAUCAGCGUGAAAUUUGGGAGGUUCGACAGCAAGACAAAGCUGUCUCUACUCAUUUUCCUCCUCAGCCUGGCGAUACUACGCCUCCGAAUCCUGAAUAUUCAACAAGCGAAAGUCAGGAUAGUGUGAAAAGCUUUUGUGUGUGGACCUCGAUGCUCAAAAGAAGCAUACAGACGGCUCAGUAUUUCGAUGAAGAAGAGUUCGAGAUUAAACAAAUGAGGAUGCUUGACGAGUUGAAUGCAGGCAUUAUGGAAGGCCUCACAUACGAAGAUAUACGGCAAAAGUAUGCUGCAGAUUACGAGCUUAGGAAACGAGACAAACUACACUACCGAUACCCAGGUCCGGGAGGGGAGGGUUACCUCGACAUCAUCAAUCGACUCCGGCCCGUGAUUCACGAGGUGGAGCGGAUGACUGACCAUGUUCUCCUAGUCGGCCAUCGGUCUGUAGCAAGAGUGCUUCUGGCCUACUUUAUGGGCUUGAAGCGGGAGGAUGUUGCAGACUUGGUUGCUCCCUUGGGAAUGUUGUACAUGCUUGAACCGGUGAGUAAAACACGAGAGGUGAGGCGAAGACAGUCACUAACAGCUCCAAGAAACCCUAUGGGGUCGAGUUUAAGGCAUAUCGGUAUAAUGCAGAGACCGAGUGGUUUGACCUUGUCCCAGAUUAUGAGUUACAGGCGACUAAACAACAGACCUCUUACUGACUAG